AUGUCCACUCAAAGGCCUAAUCAGUUUAGCGCCAUACCGCGCUACACUGGUGCUUCCUCAACGCCCCGACCACAGCCACCGUCGUCGGCCACGCCAUCAAGGGCUACUCAGCUCGGCCUAGGCCUCGGUCGGGGCGCCGCCGGUCUCGGGAAAAGUGUCCUUGGACGUCCCAAAGGACCCAUGAAACGUCACAUGAAGAUUCAGAGAGAUAGUAUUCAUGGCAUUACCAAGGGCGAUAUUAGACGACUAGCGCGUCGUGGUGGCGUUAAGCGUAUCUCUGCUAUAGUGUACUCUGAUAUUCGUCAGGCGCUGCGGGAGCGGUUGGCACGGAUUCUAAAAGAUAUUUGCGCUAUUAUUGAUAGCAGUGGCAGGCAGACGGUGGUGGUUACUGAUGUUGUGUUUGCGCUGCAACGGCUUGGGAAUCCGAUUUAUGGCUUUGAGCCGUCGUUCCUUCGUCAACGGUAG
This is a messenger RNA of Bipolaris victoriae FI3, 465 nucleotides long. RefSeq lists its product as hypothetical. The record is from RefSeq and is a predicted model, not a curated record. Gene Ontology annotation, molecular function: structural constituent of chromatin; DNA binding; protein heterodimerization activity. The transcript has 5 exons. NCBI's taxonomy places the organism in Eukaryota, Fungi, Ascomycota, Dothideomycetes, Pleosporales, Pleosporaceae. Gene Ontology annotation, biological process: nucleosome assembly. The coding region runs from base 1 to 465 and encodes 154 amino acids.